Molecule: messenger RNA, 938 nt
Organism: Plodia interpunctella (Indianmeal moth)
Lineage: Eukaryota; Metazoa; Arthropoda; Insecta; Lepidoptera; Pyralidae
Gene: Mkp
Product: dual specificity protein phosphatase 19
Exons: 1
Coding region: 1-582 (193 amino acids)
Biological process (GO): protein dephosphorylation; regulation of MAP kinase activity
Cellular component (GO): cytoplasm
Molecular function (GO): JUN kinase phosphatase activity
Source: RefSeq, a predicted model, not a curated record
AUGAGUUUUCUUGAAAAGCUGAAGAAACAGAAGCAAAAAUUGAAAGAGACAGAAACAGUAGUGACCAGUGUAGACGGACAAAGACGUGUGGAGAAAGGAGAUGCUAAAACGAUUUCUAGUCUAACUCCAUGUCAUGGGUUUGUGGUUGAUACAAAACCUGACAAUAUUCCCAUAGAGAUUGUAGAUCAUUUGUUCAUAGGCUCGCAAGAUUGUACAGAUAAUAGUGUGUUGGAAGCAAACAAUAUAAGACAUGUGCUUAGUUUAGGAAUAAAUGUAGAUAUAGACAUUAAUCAUAAGUUUGUUGAAUGCUUAGAUCUUCCGGAAACGGAUGUGACAUCAAUUUUGAAGGAAUGCCUGCCAUUUGUUCACGAUGGCGUUAGAAAAAAGGAAAAUGUCUUGGUUCAUUGCAACGCGGGGGUGUCGAGGACCUCCCUGGUAGCGAUAGCGUAUUUGAUGCACUACCACAAUAUGGAGUUUGAGGAUGCGCACGCAGUCGUUAAAGAGAAACGACCGGCCAUACAACCUAACGCGGGAUUCAGAAAGCAAUUGAUGAAUUUCAAACCUGGAAACAUUAUUAAGUAAGGAGUCCACCUUAACAGUGUUUGGGCCUGACUGUGGAUAUUUCAAUGAUGAUAACUGGUGGACUGGGGAACAGUUUUAAUUCCUCAGAAUGAAGUAAAAUACGAAGGAAUAAAAACUAGAUACCAUACCAUAUUACGCACCAUAUUCCAUACCCAAUAUGACUUCAGGCCAAGGGAAAUAUAAUAAUUACCUAUUUAAAAUACAUCGCAAUAAAUUUGUCAGGCCAAUCUUCGCGGACAUCGCGCAGUACUAUAUUUAUCGCGAACAAUUGAUGUGAAGGCUGAAGGUGGGCAAGCGGGUUUUAAAAAGUUUUUUUUUAUUGUACCAGUUUUAAAUAAAACCAAAAUGUUCAUGAA